Messenger RNA from Hippoglossus stenolepis (Pacific halibut), 1449 nucleotides. Its product is annotated as ammonium transporter Rh type B. The transcript has a single exon. The coding region runs from base 1 to 1449 and encodes 482 amino acids. The record is from RefSeq and is a predicted model, not a curated record. Gene Ontology annotation, molecular function: ammonium channel activity. Gene Ontology annotation, cellular component: plasma membrane. Lineage: Eukaryota; Metazoa; Chordata; Actinopteri; Pleuronectiformes; Pleuronectidae. Gene Ontology annotation, biological process: ammonium transmembrane transport; ammonium homeostasis.
AUGAAUGUCUCUACAAGUUUGAGAGUGCGCCUGCCGGUGCUCGUGCUGGUGUUGGAGGUUGUCAUCAUGGUUCUGUAUUUUCUCUUCGUCACCUAUGAUGACAAUAGCAAUGCGAAGCUGCAGAACAAUGAGACCAACCCAAUGGAGAACUCUCUGUAUCGCGACUAUCCCUUCUUUGCCGACGUGCAGGUGAUGAUCUUCAUAGGUUUUGGUUGCCUACUCGCCUUUUUCCGAUUCUACGGCUUCAGUGGAAUGGUCUUCAACUUUCUAACAGCUACAUUUUCCAUCCAGUGGGCCAUCCUGAUUCAAGGUUUCUUCCAGUUUUAUUACAAUGGUCAAAUUCACCUGGGGGUGAUCAACCUGCUGAAUGCCGAGUUUGCCUGUGCUGUGGUGCUCAUCUCGUUUGGAGCUGUGCUCGGAAAGACCAGUCCUGUUCAGCUCCUGGUUAUGGCAUUGCUGGAGAUCCCUGUCUUUGCUGUGACAGAGUGGGCUGUAUUGAAAUACAUUAGAAUCAAUGAUGCAGGAGGCUCUAUUCUUAUUCACUUGUUUGCCUGCUACUUUGGUCUUGGAGUGACAUUUGUUCUGUUCCGCCCGAGCCUGAAUAAUGGACAUCCUAAAGAGACAACCAGUUAUCAUUCUGAUAUCCUAUCUGUCAUGGGAACCCUGUUCCUUUGGGUGUUCUGGCCAUCAUUCAACUCUGCUCUGACCUUAAAGGGUGAUGAUCAACACAGAGCAGUUCUCCACACUUUUAUAGGUCUGACCUCAUCCACGAUGACGGCUUUUGCCCUCUCUGCAGUGUUUAACAAGAGAGGAAAGCUCACAAUGGCUGACAUUCAGAAUGUGACUUUGGCAGGUGGUGUGACUGUUGGUGCUUCUGUAGACAUGAUGAUUUCUCCUGCCGCUGCAUACGCCCUGGGCAUCAUGGGCUGUACUGCCUGUUUUCUUGGCUACAGAUACCUGACUCCCUUUUUAGCCCAACAUUUGAGGAUCCAAGACCAGUGUGGAAUUCACAAUCUCCAUGGGAUCACUGGCCUGAUAUCAUCCACAGCAGCAAUCUGUGCUAUCCUCUUAGCCAAUGAGGAAACAUACGGGCCCAGCAUGUACCAGAUCUUCUCCCAUCGUGCUCCACCUGCAGGAGAUCCAAAGCUGCUGGAGCUGCAGAGGUUGAUUCCCGGACUGAAGCCGGGCUUGGGUCGUACUGCACAGGAACAAGCUCUCUACCAGGUUGCAGCUAUUUUCUCUACCAUAGCAGUUGCUGCAGUGGGUGGGCUGCUCACCGGCUUGGUCCUGAAGUUGCCCUGCAUGGCGUCCCCAGCUGACGAGGACUGUUUCGAUGAUGAGCUUUUCUUUGACAUGCCAUCAGACUUUGAGAGCGUAUUCAACAAGAUCCCAGUAAACUGUGAUGAAAAAGGGCUGCCUAUGGAUACAAUGAACCGCAAAGUCAAUUAG